Messenger RNA from Hippopotamus amphibius kiboko, 2289 nucleotides. RefSeq names its product relaxin family peptide receptor 1 (gene RXFP1). The transcript has 17 exons. Gene Ontology annotation, cellular component: membrane. NCBI's taxonomy places the organism in Eukaryota, Metazoa, Chordata, Mammalia, Artiodactyla, Hippopotamidae. Gene Ontology annotation, biological process: G protein-coupled receptor signaling pathway. The coding region runs from base 139 to 2289 and encodes 716 amino acids. Gene Ontology annotation, molecular function: protein binding; G protein-coupled receptor activity. The record is from RefSeq and is a predicted model, not a curated record.
GAUGUCUCGUGCGCCCUGGGCUAUUUCCCCUGCGGUAACACCACCAAGUGCUUGCCUCAGCUGCUCCACUGUAACGGCGUGGACGACUGCGGGAACCAGGCGGACGAGGACAACUGUGGAGACAACAAUGGAUGGUCUAUGCAACUUGACAAAUAUUUUGCCACUUACUACAAAAUGACUUCCCGGUAUCCGUUUGUGGCAGAAACAUCUGAAUGCUCUUUUCGUUUCUUUCUUUUCAUUACCCUGCUGUCCCUGGUCCCUCAUCAUCCCCAUUCCUUACUGCUUCCUCUUUAUUCAGUGGUCGGUUCUGUGCCCGUGCAAUGUCUUUGCCGAGGGUUAGAGCUUGACUGUGAUGAGACCAAUUUACGAGCUGUUCCAUCAGUUUCUUCAAAUGUGACUUUAAUGUCACUUAAGUGGAACUUAAUAAGAAAGCUUCCUCCUGAUGGCUUCAAGAAGUAUCAUGAUCUUCAGAAGCUGUGCCUACAAAACAAUAAGAUUAGAUCUGUGUCCAUCUAUGCUUUCCGAGGACUGUACAGUCUUACUAAACUAUAUCUCAGUCAUAAUAGAAUAACCUUCUUGAAGCCGGGUGUUUUUGAAGAUCUCCACAGACUAGAGUGGCUGAUAAUUGAAGAUAAUCACCUCAAUCGAAUUUCCCCACUAACAUUUUAUGGACUAAAUUCUCUUAUUCUCCUAGCACUGAUGAAUAAUGUCCUUACCCGCUUGCCUGACAAACCUCUUUGUCAGUAUAUGCCCAGAUUGCACUGGCUGGACUUUGAAGGCAACCAUAUCCAUAAUUUAAGAAAUCUGACUUUUAUUUCCUGCAGUAAUUUAACUGUUUUGGUAAUGAGGAAAAACAAAAUUAAUCACCUCAAUGAAAAUACGUUUGCACCACUCCAGAAACUAGAUGAAUUGGAUUUAGGAAGUAAUAAGAUUGAAAAUCUUUCACUGCAUGUCUUUAAGGAUCUGAAGGAGCUCUCACAAUUGAAUCUUUCCUAUAACCCAAUCCAGAAAAUUCAAGCAAACCAAUUUGAUUACCUUGUCAAACUCAAGUCUCUCAGCCUAGAAGGAAUUGAAAUUUCAAAUAUCCAACAAAGGAUGUUUAGACCUCUCAUGAAUCUCUCUCACAUCUAUUUUAAGAAAUUCCAGUACUGUGGCUAUGCACCGCAUGUUCGCAGCUGUAAACCAAACACUGAUGGAAUCUCAUCUUUAGAGGACCUCUUGGCAAGCGUUAUUCAGAGAGUAUUCGUCUGGGUUGUGUCUGCAGUUACAUGCUUUGGAAAUAUCUUUGUCAUCUGCAUGCGACCUUAUAUCCGGUCUGAGAACAAGCUGCAUGCCAUGUCAAUCAUUUCUCUCUGCUGUGCCGACUGCCUGAUGGGAAUCUACUUGUUUGUGAUUGGAGCCUUUGACCUGAAGUUUCGAGGCGAAUACAACAAGCACGCUCAGCUGUGGAUGGAGAGUAUUUAUUGCCAGCUUCUGGGAUCCCUGGCCAUUCUGUCCACAGAAGUAUCCGUGUUACUUUUAACAUUUCUGACAUUGGAAAAAUAUAUCUGCAUUGUAUAUCCUUUUAGAUGUUUAAGACCUGGAAAAUGCAGAACCAUCACAGCUUUGAUUCUCAUUUGGAUUAUCGGGUUUAUCGUGGCUUUCAUCCCACUAAGCAAUAAGGAAUUUUUCAAAAACUACUAUGGCACCAAUGGAGUAUGUUUCCCUCUUCAUUCAGAAGAUACAGAAAGCAUUGGAGCCCAGAUUUAUUCAGUUGCAAUUUUUCUUGGUAUUAACUUAGCAGCAUUUAUCAUCAUAGUUUUUUCCUACGGAAGCAUGUUUUACAGCAUCCAUCAAAGUGCCAUAACAGCAACUGAAGUACGGAAUCAAGUUAGAAAGGAGAUGAUCCUUGCAAAACGGUUUUUCUUUAUUGUAUUUACUGAUGCAUUAUGCUGGAUACCCAUCUUUAUACUGAAAUUUCUCUCAUUGCUUCAGGUAGAAAUACCAGGUACCAUAACUUCUUGGGUAGUGAUUUUUAUUCUGCCUAUCAACAGUGCUUUGAACCCAAUUCUCUAUACUCUGACCACAAGACCAUUCAAGGAAAUGAUCCAUCAGUUUUGGUAUAACUACAGACAGAGAAGAUCUAUUGACAGCAAAGGAAGUCAGAAAACAUAUGCUCCAUCAUUCAUCUGGAUAGAAAUGUGGCCCCUGAAGGAGAUGCCUUCUGAGUUAAUGAAGCCAGCGCUUUUCACAGACCCCUGUGAAUUGUCACUCAUUUCUCAAUCAACUAGACUCAAUUCCUAUUCAUAA